Molecule: messenger RNA, 6804 nt
Organism: Rhineura floridana
Lineage: Eukaryota; Metazoa; Chordata; Lepidosauria; Squamata; Rhineuridae
Gene: SLC1A4
Product: solute carrier family 1 member 4
Exons: 9
Coding region: 299-1987 (562 amino acids)
Biological process (GO): L-glutamate transmembrane transport; L-serine transport
Cellular component (GO): plasma membrane
Molecular function (GO): L-threonine transmembrane transporter activity; L-aspartate transmembrane transporter activity; symporter activity
Source: RefSeq, a predicted model, not a curated record
AUUCAGAGUGGGGAAGGGGGGGGCUGGAGCUGAGUCCAGACUGCCUUCGCCUUGCAUCAUCCUGGUUGGGUGGGAGAGGGGCCGGUCGGCGCUGACAGCCUUGGCUGCGCUUCUGCUGGCGAGCCUGCCUGCCUGCCGUGCGUAAAAGGCUCCGAGGGCGCACGACGGUUUCCCGGGGAGAUUGUCGUGCUGGUCCUGAAGGAGCACCAGGGGGCCCCUUUUUAAAGCUCCGCCAGCGGCCCGGGAAGCGUCUCCUCUCCUGUCAGCAGCUCUGCGCUCCUUCCUUGCCCGUGGCAGCAUGGAGAAGCCAAACGAGAGCCGGAAUGGCUACCUGGAGCCGACGGUGGUGUCAGGGUUCGAGGCCGGAGACAAAGGGGCGCGGCGGUCCCGCUGGAAGCUCUUCCACCUGCAGGGCUUCGGGCGGUUCCUGAAGAAAAACUGCAUUGUGAUCUUGACCGUGUCCGGGGUGCUCCUCGGCGUGGCCAUGGGCACUGUCAUGAGGCGCUUGCACCUCACCCAGGCUCAGGUAGUCUACUUGGCCUUCCCAGGGGAGAUGCUGCUCCGCAUGCUCAAGAUGAUCAUCCUACCGCUGGUGGUGUGCAGCCUGGUCUCCGGAGCCGCUAGCCUGGACACCAGGUCACUGGGCAAGCUGGGCGGCAUCGCCAUCGCCUAUUUCUUGGUCACCACCUUGAUAGCCGCGGCCCUCGCCAUUGCCUUGGGCUUCAUCAUCAAACCCGGGAUUGGCGCUGGGACGCUCAACAAAAAUUCCCUGGGCUUGGAUGACUCGGUGACUACCAGCAAAGAGACAGUGGACUCUUUCCUGGACUUAAUAAGAAACUUGUUUCCAUCAAAUCUUAUUGCUGCAGCCUUUCGAUCGUAUGCUACUGACUAUAAAGCAAUAGUAAGAAAUGCAACCAUUGGAAAUGUUACCAUUGAAAAGUAUAUUACUGAUUAUAAUGAAUUAGUAAAAAAUGGAACCGCUGCUAUUGGAAAUGCUAGCAUUGAAAAGUUCCCAGUUGGCACUGAGAUUGAAGGAAUGAAUAUCCUGGGGCUAGUCCUCUUUGCUCUGGUUUUGGGAGUAGCCUUGAAAAAGCUUGGCCCUGAAGGAGAAGAACUCAUCCGUUUCUUUAAUUCUUUCAAUGAGGCAACCAUGGUCUUAGUAUCUUGGAUUAUGUGGUAUGUACCUCUUGGUAUUAUGUUUCUUGUUGGAAGCAAGAUCGUGGAAAUGGACGAUAUUAUCCUGCUGGUGACGAGCCUUGGAAAAUACAUUUUUGCUUCUAUUCUGGGCCACAUCAUCCAUGGAGGAAUCAUUUUACCACUUAUUUAUUUUGCAAUUACACGUAAAAACCCUUUUACUUUUCUGUUAGGACUUAUAACACCAUUUGCGACAGCCUUUGCCACUUGUUCCAGCUCUGCAACUCUUCCAUCGAUGAUCAAAUGCAUUGAAGAUAACAAUGGAGUAGACAAAAGAAUUAGUAGAUUUAUACUGCCAAUUGGGGCUACUGUGAACAUGGAUGGAGCCGCUAUUUUCCAGUGUGUGGCUGCUGUCUUUAUUGCUCAGCUGAACAACUUUGAACUCAAUAUUGGGCAGAUCUUUACUAUUCUUGUUACUGCCACUGCGUCCAGUGUGGGAGCUGCCGGAAUCCCAGCUGGAGGAGUGCUCACCAUAGCUAUUAUCCUGGAGGCGAUUGGACUUCCCACCAAUGAUAUCUCCCUCAUAUUGGCAGUGGACUGGAUUGUGGACCGGACCACUACAGUUGUGAACGUAGAAGGGGAUGCCUUCGGAGCAGGUAUCCUUCAUUAUCUAAAUCAAAAGGAAACUAAGGAGAAAGAGGCAGAUGUAAAUGAAGUCUGUGUCGAAGCUGUUCCAAACAGCAAGGCUGAGGGGGAAACAUCACCGCUGGUAAUGCAUAAGAACCAAGCCAUCCCAUUCACCACUCCAGCAUCUAGCACGAAAGAUCUCGAAUCAAAAGAAUCAGUCCUAUGAAUGAGAAGAAGGGGGCACUCUGCUGGUUUUGCAUUUUGGAGACAGCGACAAUGUUAACUUCAGAUAGACUGUGCAGCCAUGUGGAUUGAACAGAUAUGUGUCCCUUUUCCCAUUUCGGUGGUAUGGAACACAGUGGUACCCAGCCACAGAUGACUGUGUGCUGGAGUGUGUGUGUGGUGUGUUUUACCUUUUGAGGACAGACACUUUUGUGAUGAGAUAGUGAUGUUUCAUAUUUAUGCAUAUGUGCAAAAUAUGCAACACUUGUGUACUCAUAUGAAUGAAAACUGUUUCAGCAAGACUUUUUCUUAAUGUUGACAUAUUAAAGGCCCCCUGCGCAAGGUUGAUUUUUGAAAGUCAGAUCAUACUCGAUAAGGUCACCUUGAUAGCGCAGCUUAUACAGGAAGAUAAAUUGAGUUUCCUCCCAUUAUUCUAUCAAGCCGGCUAUAUUAUGAAAGGCACCCUCUCCAUGAAGGGGUAAGUUGUCUUCAUUUUUAAGGCCACAGAUUUUAGGGCAUGGCCGGCUUGCCAUGGCCAACAACCACUGCUGUUCCUGCUAGUGGUUGUUGCAGAAAUCAGAAAAAUUAAACCACCUGGAGGAUGCAGAGUGGAAUCGAACCAAUGUAUGUCAGAUAUACGUAACUAAAGAAGAUUAGUCCUAGGUGUCUUAAAAAGUACAAUUUUAAUUUAUACCCACUCCACCUCUCAAGCCAUGCUAUCUGGGUAUAUAGAACACAGGGAUAUUUGAAAAUGAUAUUUAGAGGGUCCAAAUAAGAAAUGGCAAGAAUCUUGACUAUCUCCUAUAACUAUACAAAAAUGGCCACAAUGAAAUUGAUGUGGUAAGUUCUAAAACUUUUUAUAAACAAUAUACUUAAUUUGUCUCUGAGCGUAUCUCAGUUCUUUAUGCUAACAUCUGACUAUAUAGAGAAAAGGCAUUUGUAAUGUAAUUGAGCAUUCUGGAUUAUUAGUGUUAACGUUCAUAUUAUAACCUUAUUGAAGCAAGAGCUGAUUUUAACCUUCCUGUGAAGAUGCCCUAAUUCUCUUUUCGUUCUUAUUGCUGGUACUACACACCUUAUAACGUAAGGCCUUAAUCUUCAUACAGACCAAAGAAAAUGCUUUUUCUUGGAACAGUAUGUUCAGUAUUUUAAUCAUGACUGUUAAAAUGCUUCAGUACAGCAUUUCUUAGUCUUUAAUCCACUACCACCCACUAAGAAGACAGCAUUAUCAUUAAAUGCCCCCUAAGCCACAGAUAAAAAUCAGGGCAUAAAAAAAGCACUCCACACAAGGCAGCUUAUUCUGACAUAUAGGUAUAUAGAGCUGUGCAUGUACAUCCCUACUCAGAUUGUAUUUAAUGCAUUCUGUCCUGUUUGGAAGGAAGGAACGGAGGACAGAAUGGGGGCUUGAUUCCACCUUCCCACUUUCCCCCAAACAGGUGAUUUAACACCAUCCAGCUGGGACUCUGGAGUGCACUUUGAAUCCAGGCACCUGCACACAGUCCCUGGAGUGUGUUUCUCUGUACUGGACUGGGAGUCCUUUAGUGUAGGAUAAAAUGGGAUAAUUUGAUACUUUCUGUCAUGUAAUCCUUGGUAUAAGGGUAAGAAACUUAUUCUGAUUAUUUUACUAAAAACAAUACCUCUAUUUUAAUAUCUGCCUCUUAGGAGAAAUGCUUGUUGAAAUUACCCUUUUUUUAAAUUCAGCACAGUUUGAUUUUACUGGAAGCUCUUGAAGAAGGGUUGCAUGUGUAUACUGCCCCACAAAUUCUUCUUUCUCUAUGGGAACAUAGUCAUAUUUAUUGUGUGUGUCUUUCUGGCUGUAUUAUCUGUUAUGCAAAGAAUGCUGUUGUGAAAUGUUCUUGUUGGAUUCUGUAGCAAAAGGUCCACAAUAUGCUGACUGACAAAGGCACUGUCUUGGCAUCCCAGGUAGUUAAACCGGCCCUAUUUGCACAGAUUGCUAGGUUCUCUUUUGCAACAAUUAUACAAACUGUAAAUAAUCCCAUUGCCUUUCCGUUAGAUAAUCUUUAAACUUGCAUCUAGCUCUUGCUGAAUUUGUUGAGAACGCUUCAAAAAGGAUAGGGGUAUAUUCUCACUGUCUAGGCUCUCGAUUACAGGGUCCCUCUUUGUAGGAAAGUCAGACAUACAGACGGAGAUUACAGAUGGUUCAGAUGAUCGUAGUUUGUAUUGAAGAGAGAGGCAGUUCUUGUUUCUGGCCCCAGUUUAUAUCUUGGUUUGGAGUUAACUAGUCUUCUUUCAAUUUACACAUUGAAACUACAUAUGAAAACUAGUAAGAAAGGAUCAAUCAGCUUGGAGCAUUAGCAAAUUGCCAGCAGAUGUUUGACCAAGAAAUGAAACCAUUCAAAAGUUGAGAGUAGCAUCUUUCCUAACAGGCCCAAUUAAUCUUAUCAGUAAUAUCAUCUUAAAUUCUGUUCUCCAUGAAAUAUCCCAACUUCUCAACCAGUAAUUUCACAGUAGCUGCUUGUGGAAGAGCAUCUAGAACCACCUUUCUUUUGCAGGCCAAACUACACAAGAUAUCCAUGGUCAGAUCUCCCAACAUUUAUUUUUAGCUUAACAGCCGCUUUAGGGUCUCACCUCCUUCCCCUCUCCAAACCGGACUGGGUUGAGGAAAGGGCGUUUUAAUCCUUUUCCUUCCUGAACUAUUUCCCCUACUUUAAAUUGCCCCCAGUGUUCUUCGCUGUGGAGAUAAAGGAGGUUACCAUGCUUACUUCUCUUACCUACAAUAGAAGAUACAGGGUGGAAUGAGGAGAGGCUAAGUUGGUAUAUAAUUACUUUGCUCUAUAGCAGGGGUGGCCAUUCCGUGGCUCUCCAGAUGCUGCUGAAUUACAGCUCCCAUCAGUCUCGGCCAACACAGCUCAUGGUCAGGGAUGAUGGGAGCUAUAGUCCAGCAGCAGCUGGAGAGCCACAGAGUGGCCACCCCUGCUCUAUAAGGUAUAAGAACCUAUGACAAAAGGUCAAUCUAGUCCAGCAUCCUCAGUGAUCAGUCUGUUGCCCAUGGGAAGCCUACAAGCAAGGCAAGAGUGCAGUAGCCUUUUGAUCCCCAGCAGCUAGAGUUCCAAUGAAUGUUGCCUCUGAUCCUGGAGGUAACAGACAGCCAUCACGAUUAGUAGCAAUCAAUAGCCUCGUCCUUCAUGUUGCCACUUAGCAGUUUAAAGUAGCAUAGUCCAGAAAGAGGGUGAUUGCCGCCUCAGUGAGGCCACAGACAUAUGCUGAUGAGCCAUGAGUAGCCACAACUCCAUGCUGAGUCAACACAACUCCCCCUAACUCCUUAUAGUAUUAACUGUAGCAAACACUGUUUGUGACUCAAAAUUUUUUGAAAGGGGGGGGGAGACUAGUCUUCUGAAUUCACUGCAAAUGUCCCCAGUAGAAGUCGAAUCUCCGGUAAAAGGGGUCGAGGUCCACUCAGCCUUCCAUCCAUCCGUGGUCGGUAAAAUGAGUACCCGGUAUAUGCUGGGGGGUAAAGAAAGGCCGGGGAAGGAACUGGCAAUCCCACCCCAUAUAUACGGUCUGCCUAGUAAACGUUGCAAGACGUCACCCUAAGAGUCGGAAAUGACUUGCACUAUAAGUGCGGGGACACCUUUACCUUUACUUUUUUACCUUCCCAAAGAAAACCUGCAAAGUCUGCAAAGCACUGCGAGGUGAGGAAUCUUUAUUAAAAUUAUACAGGCUAUCACCAGAAAGGUAAUCUCCUCUGCUCUGGAGGAGUCAAGUUGCCUAAGAAAUACAGUAUUAAGAACCAGUACACUUUUGCCACUGUAGGAAGCUUAAACAAAGCUGUCCUGCCAAAUCUUUGAAAUAGUGAAACCAGGCUGAGAGAAUGUUCCCAUCAUUGCAGAGAAGAUAAAAGUCUUUAGGGAUGUUCUUGCCCUUAAUGAGACUUUCUUUUCAUGCUCAGUGUCGGAAUUGCAGGCUGAUUAGGGAAAAUUGAGAAGAGAAGCUAAAGAGGAAAACAUUUGUUUCUCAAUAUUUUCUUCAGUUCAAAUCUUGGGUCAGUGCCAACAUAAUUACCAAAUUGCAUUCUUCUCUUGGUAAAUAAUCCUGCUUUUUUCACUUACUGCCUCUAGCAUAUGUUUUACUAAUGAUGGAUCCAGCCUCUUUGCUUUGGAGAAAAUCAAGCUGGCACACAGCUGGAAAGUGCAUAGGACACAUAUUUUUGGCAGCUAAAAACUUCUCUUUAUCUACCAGGCAAUCCCUGGACCAAAUCCAAGGUUUCUGUAUUCUUGCUACCCCAACACCAUGUACAUUGUGUAACACAUGUCCUUUUGUACCUUUCCAGCAAGCAAAUGCAGCUGCUUUUUGAACAUGGAUGGUGCAUACUGUGUUCAGGUGCUCUAUGCACCUUUAAACUAGUUACAUGUCUAUUAGGAAUCUAGGAACCUGUCUUACAUCAGCUCAGACUGUAUUGACCUGUAACACAACACCAUUUAUUUUGACUGGCAACUGUUCUCCAUCAUCUCAGGCCCAAGCCUUUUGCAUCAUUUGCAAGCUGGUUCUUAAUUACAGAUGACAGAGACUGAACCUGAGACAUUCUGCAUGCAAAUCAUUUGCAAUGCUACUGAACUAUGGUCCUUCCCCAAUUGAUUGAAAUGGCAUGAAUGUGGUUCUAAGAAGCGUUGAAUUUUGCGAGUCAUCUUGUUUGAUAGUAAUCUUGGGUCUUUUUCAGAAACUAACCAUGGCUGUGGAGUCGGAAUCUGAGUCGUGGAGUCAGAGUCUGAGUCGGGAGCAAUUUUGGGUGGAGUCGGAGUCGGUAGAAAUGUACUGACUCUGAUUCCGACUCCGACUCCUUCAUAAAUGGCAAAUGUAUAUUAA